AUGCGUGGACCACCGCCGGCAUGGAUGCCGCCACAUCCACCCGAUCGGGACCACGACUAUGAGAAUAACUAUGAAGAUCCGGAAGAUUGUCGAGAACGAGCAGCCGGUCUGCGCUUUGAUGUAACGCUCAAAGGUGGUUUUUGUGCUGAUUCUGAGUCAGACUACGUCCGACAGCGGCGGCGGCGACGACGACAAUCACGUUGUCUUUCAGAAUUGUCAUCACGGGACCUACUACUCACCUCCACCACAGCACCGCCUAAGUACAACUCAUAUGAGAUGUCAUUAUCACAGCAGCGUCGAUCUGCUAUGCGAGAACCAUUAGCUCCCGCACUGGAUGACUGGUCGUCAUUGGCAGAAGGCCAGACAAUACUUCAUAAAAACGCCGACGGCGCCUACUAUAUUCCCAGUGGCUCAGGUGAGUGA
Molecule: messenger RNA, 423 nt
Organism: Haemonchus placei
Lineage: Eukaryota; Metazoa; Nematoda; Chromadorea; Rhabditida; Trichostrongylidae
Source: the annotation of a GenBank genome assembly